UAUUCCUAUCCAUGCCAAACAAUGUGAGAUCAACGAAAGAAGCCAAACCAUCCCACCAUUUUUUGCAACUGUCUGACCCAUUUCACGAACACACUUUUAGUUUUUUUAGGUUCAACUGUCGUAAGCUUUACAGGCAUCUUGGUUCUUAAGACGCCACAUCCCCAGAAUUUACCAGAUUAUGCUGCACCUCCUCUCCACUUUCAAUCCCACUUAGCCGCUCCCAUUCAAACACCAACCCCCCUUUCAUUUUCGUUUUGUUUUAUAUUUUAAAAGAGAUAACAUACCUCAACUGAACAAUUUCUUGAGUGCCCAUCAUUUAAUUUGCCACAAGAGCUGAAUUGGAAGUUUUUAUCACGCGAGGACCUCUUGACUUGCCCCAAGCAAACACGAGCUGCUGAAUUGUAAUCACGCUUAGUCGGGAGGAAACCUUAAUUUGGAAGAUGUCCCAGUUUGGACAGGUUUCUGCCAUUAACACGAGCAGGCAAUAUAGUGGAUCAAGUGUUUACAGCUCGCAUUAUGCUUGGAGGAAGGACUGCACUAUCGGGCAAACAAAUGGCCUAUCGUUUGCAGUUAGUGAUGCUAUGGGUCAAAAGUUAAGGAUUCGAUCUCCACAUGCUUUUGCAACAAGAUCUAACAGGGCUGCAGUCCCUUUGAAAGUUGUUUGCAUUGAUUAUCCAAGACCGGAGCUUGAGAACACAGUCAACUAUUUGGAAGCGGCUUCCUUAUCAUCAUCAUUUCGUAAUUCUCCCCGUCCAAACAAACCAUUGGAAGUGGUAAUUGCUGGUGCAGGUUUGGCAGGUUUGUCUACUGCUAAGUACUUGGCCGAUGCAGGUCAUAAACCAAUAUUGUUGGAAGCAAGGGAUGUCCUGGGUGGAAAGGUGGCUGCAUGGAAAGAUGAGGAUGGAGACUGGUAUGAGACUGGCUUACACAUAUUCUUUGGGGCUUACCCAAAUAUGCAGAACCUUUUUGGGGAGUUGGGCAUUAAUGAUCGUUUGCAGUGGAAAGAGCAUUCUAUGAUAUUUGCUAUGCCAAGCAAACCAGGAGAGUUUAGCAGAUUUGAUUUUCCAGAAAUUUUACCUGCGCCAUUAAACGGAAUCUUGGCCAUCUUGAAAAACAAUGAAAUGCUUACUUGGCCAGAGAAAGUCAAGUUUGCCAUUGGGCUAUUGCCAGCAAUAAUCGGAGGUCAGUCGUAUGUUGAGGCCCAAGAUGGAAUAACAGUUAAAGACUGGAUGAAAAAGCAAGGGGUGCCAGAGAGGGUAACUGAUGAAGUGUUCAUUGCCAUGUCAAAGGCACUGAACUUCAUAAACCCUGACGAGCUCUCGAUGCAGUGUAUUUUGAUUGCGUUGAACAGAUUUCUGCAGGAGAAGCAUGGUUCCAAGAUGGCUUUUUUGGAUGGUAAUCCACCAGAAAGACUUUGCAUGCCAAUCGUUGAUCAUAUUCAAUCACGAGGCGGCGAAGUCCAGCUGAACUCACGAAUACAAAAGAUUGAUCUGAAUGAAGAUGGUACUGUCAAAAGCUUCAUACUAAAUAAUGGAAAUGUGAUUAAAGGAGAUGCAUAUGUAUUCGCUACUCCAGUUGAUAUCCUGAAGCUUCUUCUGCCUGAGGACUGGAAAGAUAUGCCAUAUUUCAAGAAAUUGGAGAAAUUAGUUGGAGUUCCGGUUAUAAAUGUUCACAUAUGGUUUGACAGAAAACUGAAGAACACAUAUGAUCAUCUACUUUUCAGCAGGAGCCCACUUCUUAGUGUCUAUGCUGACAUGUCCGUAACUUGUAAGGAAUACUACAGCCCAAACCAAUCAAUGUUGGAGUUGGUUUUUGCGCCUGCAGAGGAAUGGAUCUCCUGCAGUAACGAAGAGAUCAUUGAUGCCACAAUGAAAGAACUCGCGAAGCUCUUUCCUGAUGAAAUUGCAGCCGAUCAGAGCAAAGCAAAAAUAUUGAAGUACCAUGUUGUUAAAACUCCUAGGUCUGUGUAUAAAACGGUACCUGGCACUGAGCCUUGUCGCCCACUGCAAAGAUCUCCCAUAGACAGAUUCUAUUUAGCCGGUGACUACACAAAGCAGAAGUACUUGGCUUCAAUGGAAGGUGCCGUCCUCUCAGGAAAGCUUUGUGCUCAGGCCAUUGUACAGGACUAUGAAUCACUAUCUGCAAGAGGGCAGAGAAAGUUGGCAGAGGCGACGAUUGCCUAACAUGUCUCGGGUGAGAGUUAGAUAUAUUCUUUUGCAACUAUAUAAGGAAUUCCAUGUAAGAUGGAAGACAGGCAUGCAGCAUAUACACAUGUUACACAACCACGACAAUGACAGUGUAAAAAAUUGAUGGCUCGUUCAAUUCUUUUGAUGCAUGUCGUCGAACUACAUGUCAAUUUCGCUUUCACAGUUGUAAGAUAUUGAUGUUUAAUCAUCCUUAAAUACGCUUCUUGUAGCAUAUAUAUGUUGUUGAGGCACAGUCGAUGAACAACAGAUGAAUAUUUAUGUGCUAUACUUGGUUGGCUCAA
This is a messenger RNA of Sesamum indicum (sesame), 2488 nucleotides long. Lineage: Eukaryota; Viridiplantae; Streptophyta; Magnoliopsida; Lamiales; Pedaliaceae. The record is from RefSeq and is a predicted model, not a curated record.